Molecule: messenger RNA, 2591 nt
Organism: Protobothrops mucrosquamatus (brown spotted pit viper)
Lineage: Eukaryota; Metazoa; Chordata; Lepidosauria; Squamata; Viperidae
Gene: AP1G2
Product: adaptor related protein complex 1 subunit gamma 2
Exons: 22
Coding region: 99-2474 (791 amino acids)
Biological process (GO): Golgi to vacuole transport; receptor-mediated endocytosis; intracellular protein transport
Cellular component (GO): membrane coat; Golgi apparatus; AP-1 adaptor complex
Molecular function (GO): clathrin-cargo adaptor activity
Source: RefSeq, a predicted model, not a curated record
AACUGGGAUCUGAAGGAGAGGCAGAUAGAGAAGGAUUCCAGCUGCUGAUUUUCACUUUCCCGGGAACGGAAGAAGGCCAAGGAGUUUCUCUGGACAGGAUGCCAGAGGGACCGCUCACCUUAUCGGUUCUGAUCCGGACCAUCCGGAGUGCCCAGACGCAGGCGGAAGAACGGGAAUUGGUGCAGCGAGAAAGUGCCAAAAUUAGGGGUGCUUUUCGGGACGAUGAACCAGAGAACCGGGCCACCAAUUUGGCAAAGUUGCUGUACAUCCAUAUGUUGGGGUAUCCUGCCCACUUCGGACAGAUGGAAUGCCUGAAACUGAUCGCCUCCACCCGAUUCCAUGAGAAGCGGAUUGGCUACCUCGGGGCUGCCCUCCUAUUGGAUGAGAAGCAGGACACUCACCUUCUCCUGACCAAUAGCAUCAAGAAUGACCUGCUGCACAGCCACGCCUGGGUGCAAGGAUUAGCACUCAGCACCCUCGGAUCGCUCGGCUCCGCGGCCAUGCUGCAGGAUCUGGCCCAGGAAGUGCAACAGCUGGCCAAAACCGGGCAGCCCACCGUGCGGAGGAAGGCCAUCGUCUGCGCUGUACAUAUUACACGGAAAGUGCCCGCUUUAAUAGAUAUGUUCACACCACUGGGAGAGCAGCUGUUGAAGGAACAAAUUCACGGCAUCCUGCACAGCACCAUUAUGUUAAUCGCGGAGAUGUGUGAGAAAAACUCGCAGGCCCUCGCACAUUUCUCCAAGUUUGUUCCCCAGCUGGCCGGAAUUUUGCGCAAUCUGGUGGUGGCCGGAUAUUGUCCAAAUAACAGCAUUGCGGGCAUCAGCGAACCUUUCCUGCAGGUCCAGCUUCUCCGGCUACUACGGAUUUUAGGACGAGACAACGGCGAGGCGAGCGACGCCAUGAACGACUCCUUGGCGCAGGUGGCAACUAACACGGAAACAACACGCAACGUGGGCAAUGCCAUCUUGUACGAAACGGUGCUGACAAUCAUGGGGAUACAGUCUACCAGCGGAUUGCGGGUUCUGGCGAUAAAUAUCCUUGGGCGGUUUCUCCUUAACAAGGAUAGGAAUAUCAGAUACGUGGCCCUCACGUCGCUCCAGAAAUUGUUGAAAACGGAAAGCAAUGCCGUCCAGAGGCACCGAACCACAGUCCUCGGUUGUUUGACGGAUCCCGACCCGACGGUGAAGAGGAGAGCUCUCCAGUUGAGUUUAUCCCUGGUCAACCACGCUAACAUUCGCACAACCACUAAGGAGUUGCUGACCUUCAUGGAAAGCAGCCCACCGGACCUGAAGUCGGAGUGCACUUCCGGAUUGUUCCUGGCUGCCGAGAACUUCGCACCCAACAAACGGUGGCACAUUGAUACCAUCCUCCAGAUUCUGAUCAUGGCAGGCUCCUACAUCCGGGAUGAUGCCGUGCCCAACCUCAUCCACCUGAUUGGAGGUGCAAAGGAGCUUCAUAGUUACGCCGUGCAUCAGCUCUACGGCGCAGUGGCCCCAGAUAUCUCCCAGCAACCCUUGGUCCAAGUGGCAACCUGGUGCCUGGGUGAAUACGGGCACUUCCUGCUCGAUGGGAAUUGUGAUGAGGUGGAACCACAACAGGUGGACGCCGAGGAUGUGCUAAACUUGCUGGAACGCAUCCUCCAGUCACAACUGUCCCUGCCCUCCACCCGGGCCUACGCCCUCACCGCCCUCAUGAAGCUCGGGACACGCCUCCAGGACGCGGACAUUAACCGGAUCCGGAGUUUGGUCUCCAUUUAUUGUAGCUGCCACGAUGUGGAAUUACAACAGAGAGCCGUGGAGUACAACACCCUUUUCCGAAAAUACGAUCACCUCAGAGCAUCCAUACUGGAAAAAAUGCCCGUGGUGGAGAAAUUUGGUGAGGACAAGGAGAGCCACGAAACAGAUCAGAAUGGAAAUGAGAUUGUUACCCCAAUCGUCCUGCAGGGGGAGCCAUCCACAGAGCCCAAGCAGCAAGAACCUAACCAGGUCUUCGAUCUCUUGGACCUCCUUGGAGAACCUGUCGAUACAUCUCCGGCUCCAUCCAAGCCAGCCCAUUCGGGAACAGGAUCUCUUCUUGGUUUGCUUCAGGAUCUAAAAACUCCAGAGGCCGCCCCCUCCCGCAUGGAGGUCUGCAAACAGAACGGGCUGCUGCUGGAGUUUUGCAUGAGUCGGGCGCCACGGGAACCCACGUUGCUGCUGAUCACGGCCACGGUGACCAACACCAACCCCGGAGACAUUGAGAACUUCUCCAUGCAGGUGGCGGUGCCCAAGUCUUUCCAGGUGGAACUUUUAGCCCCCAGCAGCUCUACCGUUCCGAGCCAGGGCGGCUCCCCCGUCACCCAAGUCAUUCGAGUGUUGAACCCCAAGAAGAUCCCUCUCCGGAUGAGGCUACGCCUUUCCUACAGGCUGCCUACUGGGGCCGUUGUACAACACGUCGAAGAACUCAACUCGUUCCCAGAGACUGCGUGGAAGUGAAGAGUAGGUUACCCAAGGAGCAAGCGGGUCCUGGAGUAACAGCUACUCCUUAGUUAGCUGGUGGUGUUUACGUUCCCUUUCGAUGUCCUUUUGAAUAAACACGUCUCGUUCUGCCAG